Molecule: messenger RNA, 1000 nt
Organism: Aspergillus alliaceus
Lineage: Eukaryota; Fungi; Ascomycota; Eurotiomycetes; Eurotiales; Aspergillaceae
Exons: 1
Coding region: 199-717 (172 amino acids)
Source: RefSeq, a predicted model, not a curated record
UUUUUCUUCUCUCGGAUUUCAUAGUUCAUUCAUUUUCUGGUUCCCGUCUGUACAUUUCUAUGUGCUUCUUGAUCACUGGAAUAAGAAACGGUUCCUUUUACAUUGCGCAGAUUAUAGUAUUCCAAAGGGAACUUUUUAUAAUAAGUUCUAUACCAGAAAAGCUUCAAUCCGAACCCGACCAUUAUCCAACCCGUCACAAUGGCUACCGGGCCCUCCCCCAUCCCACCGACAGUCAUUCUCAACUCGAAAUCCAUCUCCCAGUCUGCAGCGCAUGACUUUCUGGCUGCGUACAUCGACCUUGCUGCCACAGACCCUGCAUACCAACCAAACGCCGGAAUCAGCGAGCAUGGCCCCGUUUCGCGCACCACAGCCGCUGCGCCUAAUCUUACGAUACACAAUUUGAAGCGCGUGAAGGCCGGCCUGGCGGGUGAGGUCCUGGGACGUGAUUUGGCGCUCGCAAAGCUGGAGGAAGGGGAUGCGCAGCAACAGCGGCAAGUGGGGGCGAACGGUGAUUGGGAGGAUGCAAAGAAGUUCGCGGAGGGUGAAAGCGCGGAUGCGGUUCAAGAUGAGGAUGAUGCACAAGGUCAGAUGGAGGUGGAUGAUGCGAGAGAGAAUACCAGUGGUCUUGACAAGGAGGAGAGGAAGCGGAAGAAGAAGGAGAGAAGACUGGCAGAGAAAAGGGCUAAAGCGAAGGGCGAGAUCCAAGCUGAAGAGUAAAGGGGAUAGAGAAGAGGACAAGGUGUGGAAACGGGGGCUGUUAUGGGUCUAUGAUUGGAAGGUUUUGUUGGCUUCAUUCUGCUAUGGGAUUGAUUCUUUUAGGUUGGGUAUCAAAAGCCAUGUAUCUUGUAUUGGGCGUAUCAGAGGAGUUUUCUUUUCCCCUGUCUUAUUACUCUUCUUUUUCAAUGACGAAUUCCCACGCUUCUACAACCGCCGAACCCGUCCUACAGGACCAAAAUAGCCGAAACUUCCCAAAGGUUUCCACACUAACUCGGAACGUGAA